GGCACGGAGAGCCCGGCUGGGGAAGGCUGCUGCCCUGGCCAGGUGGUGUUUUUCUGAAGUUGUUCAUUGAGACAUUGCUGAGCAUUGCUGGUGAGGUGAAGCUACUGGCCGCUGGGACUCAGCACUCUGUAUGAAUGCCGUCAGCUCGGGAUCCAGACCUCACUGCUUCUGCUGCCUGGGACCGGACUGAGCGACCCUCGCCGAGACUUCCUUCCCGGACCUCCUCGCAACUCACAGCAGUCUUUCUGGAUUGACCCGGUGGACUCCAGCCUCGCUUUCCCACCGUGAACAUCAAUAUGUGUCAUGUCAUUGUCACCUGCCGCUCGAUGCUCUGGACCCUCCUGAGUAUCGUCGUGGCCUUUGCUGAGCUCGUCGCCUUCAUGAGCGCGGACUGGCUGAUCGGGAAAGCCAAGACCCGCAGCGGCGACGACCAGGCAGGCUCGGACUCCGAGUCCCACUACCUGGGCAUCCUCUGCAUCCGCACCCCUGCCAUGCAGCAAGUCCCUCGGGACACAUUGUGCGGGACCUACGCCAAGAGCUUCGGGGAGAUAGCCAGCGGCUUCUGGAAGGCCACCGCUAUUUUCCUGGCCAUGGGGAUCUUCAUUCUCUGUGUAGUGGCCUUGGUGUCCGUCUUCACCAUGUGCGUGCAAAGCAUCAUGAGAAAAAGCAUUUUCAACGUCUGCGGGCUCCUGCAGGGAAUCGCAGGUCUCUUCCUUAUCCUCGGCCUGAUCUUCUACCCUGCAGGCUGGGGCUGCCAGAAAGCCAUAGACUGUGGACGGUAUGCAUCUCCCUACAAACCUGGAGACUGCUCCUUGGGCUGGGCCUUUUAUACUGCCACUGGGGGCACAGUCCUCACCUUUAUCUGUGCUGUCUUCUCCGCACAAGCAGAAAUUGCAACCUCCAGUGACAAAGUCCAGGAAGAAAUUGAAGAAGGGAAAAACCUCAUCUGCCUCCUUUAGUCUGGAAGACAUUACUGCCACCGUUACCUUUCUUUCUGGCCUUGUGACACAGUCUUCAUCAUUUGAACCAAGUGAAGAACCAGUCUUGACCUCCUGGAGCCACAUCCCACAGCCCCGGGCCUUCGUGGGACCAGUGAGGGGCACCACCCACCAAGCAGCGCUCUUGGACAUGCCGGCUGCAGAGCAACUAAUGAGA
Molecule: messenger RNA, 1155 nt
Organism: Grammomys surdaster
Lineage: Eukaryota; Metazoa; Chordata; Mammalia; Rodentia; Muridae
Gene: Lhfpl2
Product: LHFPL tetraspan subfamily member 2
Exons: 4
Coding region: 297-959 (220 amino acids)
Cellular component (GO): membrane
Source: RefSeq, a predicted model, not a curated record